CGCAUUUUGCCAACCGCAGUCACACACUUUCGUAGAAGAUGGCGUCGGCUCCCGAUUACAGUUCCUACGGUCAAACCACAGCCCAACAAGGGUAUGGUUCCUAUGCUGCUCAGCCCGCGCAAGGCUAUGGACAGUCUGCCCAGCAGGGCUACAGCCAGCAGAGUUAUGGGUCAUAUGCUCAACCUGCUGCAGCGGAGACGGGUUAUUCUCAAGCAGCACCAGCAGCUGGGGCCUAUGCUCAGCAGCAGCAACAGUAUGGAUCCUCUUAUGGGCAGCCAGCAUCAGCUGGCUAUCCUGCUGCUCAGUCCAGUGCUCAUGGCUACUCACAGUCUGCCCAGGGUUAUGGGGCUAGUGGAUAUGAAAGUACUCCUGCUGCUGCUGCUGCAGCUGCUGCUGCUGCUGCUCCUGCUGCCUCUCAGUCUUAUGGUUCUCAGCCAGGAUAUACUGCACAGUCUGCCUACCCUGGUUACAGCCAGCAGGCUGCUCCUGCUGCACCCCAGAGCUACAGUGCCAACAGUCAACCAACUAGUUACAGUCAGAGCAGCUAUUCCCAACCAGCAGCAUAUGGCCAGCAGCAGGCGGGUUACCAGACUCAGCAGGGAGCAUACGCUCAGCAGCAAAGCGGCUACCAACAGCAGCCCCAACAGCAGCAGCAACAGGGUCCUCCCUCUGCCUACCCUCCACAAACCUCAGGUUCCUACGGACAACCUCCACCCAGCCAAUAUGGCCAACAGAGUGGACCUCCAAGUUACAGCCAGUCCAACCAUUACAGUAGCUACAGACAGGAUGGCCAAAGUGGCAGUUCUGGCUACCCAAGCUCAGAUCCUGCAAGGUACCCGGGGGCAGGAGAAAGCAGAGGGCCUGGGAGAGAUGGCUUUGACCGUGGUGGAAUGAUGCAUCGCGGGCGCAGCAUGGGCCGUGGUAUGGGCAGCGCUGGAGACAGAGGUGGCUUCAGUAAGCCCGGUGGACCACUGAGCAGCGAAGGAGAGCGUGAAAUGGGACGCCCCGAAGAGCAGGAUGACUCUGAGAACAGCACAAUCUACAUCACAGGGCUGACUGAGAAUGCCACCCUGGAAGAGAUGGCAGAUUUCUUUAAACAUGUCGGAACAAUCAGGACGAACCGGAGAUUGGGUCAGGCUGCUAUCAACAUUUACACAGACAAGGAUUCAGGGAAACCCAAAGGAGAUGCUACCCUAUCCUAUGAGGAACCAUUCACUGCCAAAGCAGCUGUGGAGCAUUUUGAUGGCAAGGAGUUCCAAGGACGAAGGCUGAAGGUGUCAAUGGCGCGUCGCAAACCAAUGAUGGGAGGGAUGAGAGGUGGCAUGCCCAUGCGAGAUGGCAUGAUGGGACGUGGAGGUAUGAUGGGCCGUGGAGGAGAGCGUGGAGGAUUUGUUCCAAGAGGUGGCCCACGUGGAAUGGGUCGAGGAGGACCUUCUGGAGGAAAUAUGCAGCAGAGAGCCGGGGACUGGGAGUGUCCUAACCCUGGUUGUAGCAACCAAAACUUUGCCUGGAGGAUGGAGUGCAACCAGUGCAAAGCUCCCAAACCAGAAGGUCUAGGUGGUGGCCCUCCAUUUCCACCUGCAGGCGGGGACCGAGGCAGAGGUGGUAUGGGAAUGCGUGGCGGCAGAGGCAUGGACCGUGGUGGACCAGGUGGAUCUGGAGGGCCAGGUGGCCCUGGUUUCCGUGGAGGCUGGGGAGGAGACCGUGGCGGUGGAUUCAGAGGAGGGCGAGGUGGAAUGGACAGAGGUGGAUUUCGUGGAGCAGGUCGGGGAGGACCACCUAUGGACCGGAUGGGUGGCAGAGGUGGAAGAGGAAUGGGCCCGCCUGGCAAGAUGGAUAUGAGGGACCAUCGUCAAGAACGCAGAGACCGACCAUACUGAAAGAUGGCUCCUUGCGCAUCACACUUGGAGCAGAAAUGGUUUUAAGAUUUUUUUUCUUUAAUUUAUGAUUCCAAACCUUAGCGGUUGCAGUGCUGCUUUUGAACAUCCCGCUGCAGUAUCAUUUAACUCAUAUAAGUGUUUGUAGUUAUUUUUUUAGUACUUGUUUACUCUUGCUUUGCUUCAUGAUCAUCUUCUCAUGUGCAUGAUUUGUUUUGCUUUUAUAAAUAUGCAAAUUUUGACAGUGUAUUGUUUUAAUGCAAGUAUUUUCAUUUUUAUUAUAAAUGCCUCCACUUCCCUUAAACGGGUGACAGCUGUGUAAUAACACAUUUGGGAAAUAAAUUUACUUGUUUGAUGUUUAAAAAAAA
Messenger RNA from Lampris incognitus (smalleye Pacific opah), 2245 nucleotides. RefSeq names its product EWS RNA-binding protein 1b (gene ewsr1b). The coding region runs from base 39 to 1880 and encodes 613 amino acids. Gene Ontology annotation, biological process: regulation of DNA-templated transcription. The record is from RefSeq and is a predicted model, not a curated record. The transcript has 16 exons. Gene Ontology annotation, molecular function: transcription coregulator activity; RNA binding. Gene Ontology annotation, cellular component: nucleus. Lineage: Eukaryota; Metazoa; Chordata; Actinopteri; Lampriformes; Lampridae.